CAUGUGUUUUUUCACACUGAUACAGCACACCUCUUCAUGUGUUUAUUUCACACUGAUACAGAUCACCUCUUCAUGUGUUUAUUUCACACGGAUACAGCACACCUGUUCAUGUGUUUAUUUCACACUGAUACAGAUCACUUCUUCAUGUGUUUAUUUCACACUGAUACAGCACACCUCUUCAUGUGUUUAUUUCACACUGAUACAGCACACCUUUCAUGUGUUUAUUUCACACUGAUACAGCACACCUCUUCAUGUGUUUAUUUCACACUGAUACAGCACACCUCUUCAUGUGUUUAUUUCACACUGAUACAGCACACCUCUUCAUGUGUUUAUUUCACACUGAUGCAGCACACCUCUUCAUGUGUUUAUUUCAGUCUCUCCUGAGCACACUGAUGAAGCUGAAGAACGACAAAAAGUUGAAACUGUUUCAGAGCCAUCUGAGUCAGGAUUGUCCAGAAUGCAAGAAGAGUCUGUCUGAAGAUCCUUCUGUGCUGGUUAAGUUUAUGAAGUUUAUUAAUGAAUUGUUUGACAGUCAUGAAGCUGAUGAUUACCAAGAAUGCAUUGAGAGAAUGUACAUAGUUGAGAAGAUGCUGGAGACCUGUGGCAGUGAGAGGUCUCUGAAGAUCACACUCAACAUCUUGAGGAACAUGAAGCAGAAGGAUCUCGCUGAUUCACUGGAAAGAGAUGAGCAGCACAAUGAAUCCAUAAAAAGAGCCCAGCAGGAACUGAAAAUUCCUCUGAAGAAGAAGUUUGAAUGGAUCUCUGACGUUUUAGCACAGCAGGGCCACCUGCUCAAUGAAAUCUAUACAGAGCUCUACAUCACAGAGGGGGGAAGUGGGGGGGUUAAUAAUGAACACGAGGUCAGACAGAUUGAGACAGCAUCCAAGAGUCAAACCACACAGGAGACUGCAAUCCCCUGCAAUGACAUCUUUAAGCCUUUACCUGGACAAAAGAAACCCAUCAGAACUGUGCUUACAAAGGGCAUCGCUGGCAUUGGGAAAACCGUCUCUGUGCAGAAGUUCAUUCUGGACUGGGCAGAAGGAAAAGCCAAUCAGGACGUUGAUUUCAUCUUCACUCUUCCUUUCCGAGAUCUGAAUUCUAAGAAGGACAGACCAUUCAGUCUGAUGGAACUUCUGCAAGACUACUUUCCACAGCUGAAAGAGAUCAAAAGCAUUGAAGGUGAUGAAGUCAAAGUUUUGUUUAUCUUUGAUGGUCUGGAUGAGUGUCGACUUCCUCUAGAUUUCCGAAGCAAUAAGAAGUGCUGUGAUAUAACAGAGUCAUCAUCAGUAGGUGUGCUGCUGACCAACCUCAUUAAGAGGAAUCUGCUGCCCUCUGCUCUCCUCUGGAUCACCUCCCGACCAGCAGCAGCCAAUCAGAUCCCUCCUGAGUGUGUCCACCAGGUGACAGAGGUACGAGGGUUCAAUGACCCACAGAAGGAGGAGUACUUCAGGAAGAAAAUCAGAGAUCAGAACCAGGUCAGCAGAAUUAUCUCACACAUAAAGUCAUCCAGGAGUCUCUACAUCAUGUGUCACAUACCAGUCUUCUGCUGCAUUUCUGCUACUGUUCUGGGGAGAAUGUUGGGUAAAGCAAAGAGUGGAGAUCUGCCCAAAACUCUGACUGAAAUGUACACACACUUCCUGCUAAUUCAGACUAAUGUGAAGAAUCAGAAGUAUCAUGGCAUUGAUGAGACAGACUCAAAGAAGAUGUCAGCAUCAGAUAGAGAAAUCAUCCUGAAACUGGGGAAGCUGGCUUUUCGACAGCUGGUAAAGGGCAAUCUGAUAUUCUAUGAAGAGGACCUGAGAGAGAGUGGCAUUGAUGUCAGUGAAGCUUCAGUGUACUCUGGGGUGUGCACAGAGAUCUUUAAAGAGGAGUGUGGGUUGGAUCAGAAGGUCUACUGCUUUGUGCAUCUGAGCAUUCAGGAGUAUCUGGCUGCCUUGUCUGUGUUUCAUUCAUGUGUAAAUGAGAACAGAAAUGUACUCAGAGCAGAAGAAUCAAAACCUUGUAGUGACAGAAUGCAGCUGUCUGAGUUACACAGGAGUGCAGUGGAUCAGGCCUUAGAGAGUAAGAAUGGACACCUGGACCUUUUCCUCCGAUUCCUUCUUGGCCUCUCUCUGGACUCCACUCAUACUCUUUUAAGAGGACUACUGACACAGACAGGAAGCAGAUCUGAUGGAGGAAGACACAAACCAAACUCUUUCUUUCAAAGACUAUGGACAUGGAUAGGAACCACAUCACCUGUACCAGAUCCACAGACACAGGCAGAAAGCAGAUCAGAGAGCAUUGAAAAAACAGUCCAGUACAUUAAGGAGAGGAUCAGAAAGGAGUCUUCAGCAGAGAGGACCAUCAAUCUGUUCCACUGUCUCAAUGAACUGAAUGACAACUCUCUCGUGCAGGAAAUCCUGAAUUCCCUGAGAUCAGGAAAACUUUCUGAUAAAAAGCUGGAACCAGACCAGUGUUCAGCGCUGGCCUUUGUGUUACUGACGUCAGAGGAGAUGCUGGAUGAGUUUGACUUGAAGACCUACAACACGUCAGCAGCAGGUCAUCAGAGGCUGCUACCAGUAAUCAGGAACUGCAAGAAGGCCAUGUGAGUAUUAUGUCAUUAA
This is a messenger RNA of Anguilla rostrata (American eel), 2603 nucleotides long. RefSeq names its product NLR family CARD domain-containing protein 3-like. NCBI's taxonomy places the organism in Eukaryota, Metazoa, Chordata, Actinopteri, Anguilliformes, Anguillidae. Bases 216 to 2588 code for a protein of 790 amino acids. The record is from RefSeq and is a predicted model, not a curated record. The transcript has 2 exons. Gene Ontology annotation, biological process: intracellular signal transduction.